AUGGAUAAUCAACAUUUUUUUAACUUAAUGAGAACGCUCGACGACCCCUCUGGCAAAGUGCCGAGUUUGGACAGAUUGUGGACAUUCAAUAGUGAUAGGGACACAUCGCUUCCGACAAGCCGAGCAGUGGACGUUGCGGAAAUAUGCCCUUCGGUGGCGGUGAAAAUCUGUCCAGCUGCGAAGACAACCGACACGAUCACGAAGGUUGGAAGUCCUCAACCGGACCUCAAACCUAUCGAUGCCCACAAAAUUUCACUGACGAUCACCAACGAACAGGCCCCUACCGUAGAGGUAUGUCCGACUUGUGACCAUCAACAGGUUCGUUCGUCGCGGACGUUACUAUCCUUCGACGAUUUUUAUGGCAUAGACGGCAAAGACGUCUGGGCUAAACCGUAUUCGUCAGGAUAG
Molecule: messenger RNA, 408 nt
Organism: Macrosiphum euphorbiae (potato aphid)
Lineage: Eukaryota; Metazoa; Arthropoda; Insecta; Hemiptera; Aphididae
Source: the annotation of a GenBank genome assembly